AUGGAGAACCACUGCUAUUUCAUUGCUAGAGGGUUCAUUAAACCCUUCCGGGUGCUGUCCAGUAGGUCACUUGUCUGCAUCAAUGAUCACAUUAAAGAUGUGAUUGUCGUCUCUUUCCUCGUGAGUCUCAACUGCCCUGCUAGCAGCAGACCUAGCUCUAUUAGCCUGCAGUCUUUCAUCUCUCUGCUCGGGAGGCUCAACUGCCCUGCUAGCAGCAGACCUAGCUCUAUUAGCCUGCAGUCUUUCAUCUCUCUGCUCGGGAGGCUCAACUGCCCUGCUAGCAGCAGACCUAUCUCUAUUAGCCUGCAGUCUUUCAUCUCUCUGCUCGGGAGGCUCAACUGCCCUGCUAGCAGCAGACCUAGCUCUAUUAGCCUGCAGUCUUUCAUCUCUCUGCUCGGGAGGCUCAACUGCCCUGCUAGCAGCAGACCUAGCUCUAUUAGCCCGCAGUCUUUCAUCUCUCUGCUCAGGAGUCUCAACUGCCCUGCUAGCAGCAGACCUAGCUCUAUUAGCCUGCAGUCUUUCAUCUCUCUGCUCGGGAGGCUCAACUGCCCUGCUAGCAGCAGACCUAUCUCUAUUAGCCUGCAGUCUUUCAUCUCUCUGCUCGUGAGUCUCAACUGCCCUGCUAGCAGCAGACCUAGCUCUAUUAGCCUGCAGUCUUUCAUCUCUCUGCUCGUGAGUCUGAACUGCCCUGCUAGCAGCAGACCUAGCUCUAUUAGCCUGCAGUCUUUCAUCUCUCUGCUCGGGAGGCUCAACUGCCCUGCUAGCAGCAGACCUAGCUCUAUUAGCCUGCAGUCUUUCAUCUCUCUCUGCUCUCUUUCUUCCCUUUGUUCUGAUGUUUCAACUGCCCGAUGUUUCGUGCACUUUAGGGCUGCAAAUAUGUUUCUCUCUGUCUACCGGUAUCCUCCAUAG
Molecule: messenger RNA, 909 nt
Organism: Acanthosepion pharaonis
Lineage: Eukaryota; Metazoa; Mollusca; Cephalopoda; Sepiida; Sepiidae
Source: the annotation of a GenBank genome assembly